Molecule: messenger RNA, 636 nt
Organism: Anolis carolinensis (green anole)
Lineage: Eukaryota; Metazoa; Chordata; Lepidosauria; Squamata; Anolidae
Product: cornifelin homolog A
Exons: 4
Coding region: 158-511 (117 amino acids)
Source: RefSeq, a predicted model, not a curated record
CUUCCCACUUUGCGAAUGUGUUUGUAUAUUUGUGUCCACACAUAUAUCUCUAUAUAUGGAAGCUGGACCCCACCCGACUGGUUUCUUUCCCCCGGAGACAUCUGACUGACACCAUACCUGGCGUUCCAGCAGAGAAAGGAGAAAACAGGCAGACAGAAUGGCGUACCAGACGGACGUGAUCAUCGACUCCCAGCCGCAGGGGGGCAUGGGCACCAGCUACACCUUCAGCAGCCAAGGGGCCUGGGGCUCCGACCUCUGCGACUGCUGCGGGGACAUGGGCGCCUGCCUCUGUGCCACCUUCGUGCCCUGCAUCUUCGCCUGCCGCGUGGCGGAACAGGCCGGAGAGUGCUGCUGCCUCCCCUACCUGCCUGGCACCCUCGUCGCCCUCCGCACCGGAGUCCGGGAGAGGUACCACAUCGAGGGCUCCAUCUGUUCGGACUGGGUGGUCAUGUCCUGCUGCCCCCUCUGCGGACUCUGCCAGCUCUCCAGGGAACUGAACAACAAGAACUGAGGAAACAAGGCUGGAAUUCAAACACAGGACCGCCUUCCUGCAAAGGAGCAGGAAGAAACAGCCCACCAUCCAAACAUGAGUCGUAAUGAAUAAAAUAUAUACCUUGGUAUAUGUAAUUUUCUCAA